CCAUUUUUUUACAUAUCUUUAUUGGUAUUUGGUUAUCUACCCAUUGAAACAAUUAGAUAAUUACUACCUACAAUAACAAGUAAGUCGGAGUAAUGGAAUCACCACUGCUAGAUGACUUCUCCGGCAACCACCGCCAGCUUAUCGGCGACGAUGGUGACUACCGGCCUAUUUCUAGCAUGAAUCUGAAAGAAUUGUGGGGUGUAUUCUGGAUUGAGACUGUGAAGCUAUGGGAGAUUGGAGGACCAAUUGCUUUCAAUAUCGUCUGCCAAUACGGGCUCUAUGCUAUUACUGUUGCUUUCUGUGGUCAUCUUGGACCUACAGAGCUCUCUGCUGUUACCCUUGCUCAAACUGUCAUCGGCACUUUCACUUUCGGCUUCAUGAUAGGCAUGGGGAGUGCUCUGGAGACACUGUGUGGGCAGGCAUUUGGUGCUGGGCAAGUACACAUGCUUGGAAUUUACACACAGCGCUCAAUGAUAAUUCUACUGCUCAGUACCUUCAUUCUCUUACCAUUCUAUGUUUUCGCGACUCCUCUACUUAAGUUCCUAGGCCAAGAUCAUGAUAUUGCUGUCGUUGCUGGGAAGUUCGCCAUGUUUACCAUACCCGAGUUAUAUUCCCUGUCUAUCAAUAUUCCCACUGUAAAAUUUCUUCAAGCCCAAAGUAAAGUUGGUGUGCUGGCCUGGAUUGGUUUUCUGGCUCUCAUGAUCCAUGCUCUUCUCCUUUGGCUCUUCGUUGAUGUAUUCAAUUGGGGUUUGAUCGGGGCAGCUAUAUCCUUUAAUCUCGUAGGCUGGGUCAACGCACUAGCUCAAUUUGCUUACGUAGUUUUUUGGUGUAAGGAUGGGUGGAAAGGAUGGUCUUGGUCUGCAUUCAAUGAGAUUUGGCCCUUUGUUAGAUUGUCAUUAGAAUCGGCUGUUAUGCUAUGCCUAGAAACCUGGUAUAUGAUGAGUAUUAUUCUCCUCACUGGCCAUCUCAAAGAUGCAGUUACUGCAGUCGGAGCCCUCUCUAUUUGCAUAAAUGUCGAUGGAUGGGAAGCAAUGUUUUUCUUUGGAGUCAAUGCUGCCAUAAGUGUUCGGGUCUCAAAUGAGCUUGGGCUAGGACGUGCCAGGGCGACCAAAUGUAGUGUCUUUGUCACAGUGUUUCAGUCACUUGUCAUUGGGGUACUCUGCAUGAUUGUAGUACUUGCACUAAGAAGUCAUCUAGCCAUUCUUUUCACCGACAGCGAGGCUUUGAAACAAGCUGUUUCUGAGCUUGCUUGGUUUCUUGGAGUAACAAUGCUUCUCAACAGUGUUCAGCCUGUGAUAUCAGGUGUUGCUGUUGGAGGUGGCUGGCAAGGUCUAGUGGCUUACAUCAAUUUGGGUUCUUACUACGUUUUUGGUAUUCCUCUCGGAUAUCUUCUUGGCUAUGUGGCUAACUUUGGAGUCGUGGGACUAUGGGGAGGAAUGAUAGGUGGAUUGGCUUUGCAAACACUCCUACUCUCGAUCGUACUCUACAGAAUUGACUGGAAUAAAGAGGUUGAGCAGACGACACAACGGAUGCGGAGCUGGGGAGGUCAAUACUUAGAAACAGAUAAAACUUACAUAUGAAGUAAGCAAUUGACAUGGAGAGGAAUCCUCUCAUUCGUCUUGAUUGCUCCGGCAAUAUUAUGAAUUUCCCAAGGAGAAAAUUUAUGGGCACAUCCAUAUCAAUGUUAUCAAACUAGAAAAUAAGAAGGAGAAAGUUGGGAGAAGAGAGAAGACUUCUUAUUCCUCAUGAAGGUAUAUUCAUGUAUGAAUUAUAGUGAAGGAAAGCUCAUUUAUUUAUAGAGAAAAACUGACUUUGUCCCUAAGUAGGAUUCCUAACUUUUCUACCAAGGAAUCCACAUAAUAGACAUUCACUAUAAUACAAAUAUGUUUACAACA
Messenger RNA from Solanum dulcamara, 1895 nucleotides. Its product is annotated as protein DETOXIFICATION 35-like. Gene Ontology annotation, biological process: xenobiotic detoxification by transmembrane export across the plasma membrane. Bases 93 to 1580 code for a protein of 495 amino acids. The transcript is spliced from 7 exons. Gene Ontology annotation, molecular function: antiporter activity; xenobiotic transmembrane transporter activity. Gene Ontology annotation, cellular component: membrane. NCBI's taxonomy places the organism in Eukaryota, Viridiplantae, Streptophyta, Magnoliopsida, Solanales, Solanaceae. The record is from RefSeq and is a predicted model, not a curated record.